Messenger RNA from Malassezia vespertilionis, 483 nucleotides. RefSeq lists its product as uncharacterized. The record is from RefSeq and is a predicted model, not a curated record. Lineage: Eukaryota; Fungi; Basidiomycota; Malasseziomycetes; Malasseziales; Malasseziaceae. The transcript has 2 exons. Bases 1 to 483 code for a protein of 160 amino acids.
AUGCACAUACGUCAUGUAUUACUGAAGACGAAAAGUAUCAGAAGAGCGAAACCCAAUGCCCAUGUGCAUGAUACCCAGAAGCACGCCAAGCAGGAAGAUGCUAAGCGCGAUGCUAGCAAUGAGAGAGUAGAGACAAAAAGCAUUACCGAUGAUUCUUGCAAGAAACGUAAGCGCGGAUUGAGUUUGCCGGAAGCAAAUGUUGACGCGCGUGCCAUGAAAAAGAAACUGAACAGUUUGAGUAAGGACGAUGAAAAAGCAAGCACACUUUCUAUCAAAAGCGUAAAGCAGAGGAUGGAUGCAGAAAGGAUCAAAUCGACGAUCGUGACGUUGGAAGACGGGGGCAGCGCCCCUAUUUCCCUGAAGAAAAUUGUCAAACAACUCGCCAAAGAGAGUCGCGAAGAUGCCGAUGAUAUCCGUUCUGAGCUUCUUAAAAAGCUCAAAGUGUUUAUCACACCCAAGGGUGCUCUCUCGUUGACAUUCUAA